GCAAUCCUGACGGAGCUGUCACUAAGAAGUGGACUUGGCCGGGUCGGACUGGCACAAUGUUAAAGGACGGCGUGACUAUACAGGUGUCUGAUCAGAUCUCUGUGCGGCUGUUGAGUGGCACCUGCGCCCUCCUCGUCUUCAGGGGUCAGAAGGAGAUGGUCCAGCUCCCGCUGUCUCCGCUCUCCCGCCAGGUCCUUCCGAAGGCAACGGCCUGUCUGCAGACGGAGGGGGUGGCGUUCACCUCUCCAACCGCAGAUUAUUCUGUGUUUCAGGGACCAGUGCAUUCCAGUGAGGGCCCAGUGAGGGCGAAACUGGAAAAACCAUGUCCGUUCCAGAGAGCAGGUCGGGCAGGACGGGAGCUCACAAGACUCCAGAGGAGAGUAUUUAAGAUCCUGGACGACUGGCUGGAGUUUUAUCGUAACUGCACAGGAAUCAAGUGCCCAGAUAAGGAACGAAUGCCAGAUGGCCUGGUUCGGCCCAGACAGAAGAGAGUAAUCCAAUCAACCCCUCUUGGGUCUCUGAACCCCACCAAAGAAAUGUCAGACAGUACAAUAGGUCUAAAAUAUAGAGACAGCACAGAGCUACAAACCAACCCCAGACACCUGCCACUGACCACACCUGCAGAUGUCCCACUUCCUGGUUCCACCUUCAAGUUGUCACGGACAUUAACUCAGAAGAAAAAGGGAGGGGAGAAGAGAGUGGAGCUUCUUCACUUCUGCCAGCCAGGGACCUCCAGAAUCCACAAUGACAUCAAACUGGAUUCUGGAGGGAACCUGAGACGCAGUCCAGAGCUCCACCCUAUUGCCCUGACCCACCACUACCCAUCCACCACCCCCUGCGGCGCCUCCAGACCGUGUCCUGCCCAGCUCAGGGCCAUUCUUCUGGGGGAAGAGGGACCGAACCACAGGCGGUGCCACUGUAGCUCCAGGCUGAUGCCACUCCUGACAGACCUGGAGUAUGAUGCCUUCAUCCAGGGCCAGCCCCCCCACAGCGAACAGAUCCUGGUGGUUUGCGUGACCCCCCUCUUCGCUCUCCACACCUCAUCGCAACCCGACGCGGGGCUGCUUGAUCGGCUGUACCAGAGGAGGAACAGAAACAGGACAAUGCCAUGCUAUCAGAGUCAGUUGGACUCGUUCCGCCUGGUGAGGUACGAGUUGUCUGCAGGGAAGACCUGCCCUGGCACCCAUAAUGCACUUCUGCAGCAGAGACACAACGUUGCCCCGGGGAUGUUUCUGAUGUACAUCCGAGGGAAGCUGCUGUUUGCUGAUUACAUCUUCAACGGGUACAGCUGUUCAGUGGGGGACCUCCAGAAGCAGAUUUCAAAAACCAGGGCGUUCUACAGAAUGGGCCAGAGCUUACCCCCAGACUAUAGGUUCAGUGGUCAGGUGAACAGUCCCAUAGCUGGGGACUCAGAUGGCCACCAGACAGCUCAGAAAGCCUCUGGUGCAGGAGGACACAUCCACCGGGAAACACGUCCUGUUGAAAUCCCAACUAGAAAAUCAACGGAGGUACCGCUGACCUCACCUGUCGUGGAAAACAAAAACCCUGGUCUGCUGAAGGCCCGGGGGCGUGCUGGGUCUUAUCAGGUGCACUAAAGCACAUUGAUUUGUCGAUGUUAGGUGAGAUCUGAGUCUGUGUCAUGUCACUGACUUGAAUGUGUCUCCUUUCCUUGAAUUUAACAAAGCAACUUUCCACAUGAACGCACGGCGCAAUGUUUUAUGGAUACGGAACCUCUGGACUCUAUAUAACAACUAUUUAGACUUUUAGAUUUAGAAGCUUAUCUUCAUAUGUUCUAGGACAACUGAAAGCUAUUUCCAUGAUUUCAACCAAUAUUAAAGUGAAAUUACCCAAAUGAUUGUGUGUGGUUGUUAGUGGACAUCAGUAACAGUAA
Messenger RNA from Esox lucius (northern pike), 1891 nucleotides. RefSeq lists its product as uncharacterized. The coding region runs from base 57 to 1595 and encodes 512 amino acids. The record is from RefSeq and is a predicted model, not a curated record. NCBI's taxonomy places the organism in Eukaryota, Metazoa, Chordata, Actinopteri, Esociformes, Esocidae. The transcript is spliced from 10 exons.